Molecule: messenger RNA, 1773 nt
Organism: Prunus persica (peach)
Lineage: Eukaryota; Viridiplantae; Streptophyta; Magnoliopsida; Rosales; Rosaceae
Product: protein farnesyltransferase subunit beta
Exons: 14
Coding region: 130-1473 (447 amino acids)
Biological process (GO): protein farnesylation
Cellular component (GO): protein farnesyltransferase complex
Molecular function (GO): protein farnesyltransferase activity
Source: RefSeq, a predicted model, not a curated record
AAACUAAGCCCAAAUUACACUUGGGUUUGUGUGUGUGUGUGUGUGUGUGUGUGUGUGUGGAAGUAGUGUGAAGUGAACUCAAACUGCAAGACGCUGAAUUUCUGUGGAAGGUCAGGGAGGGCGGUGGAGAUGGAGCUUCCGGUUGCAACAGUGACUCAGCACGAUCAAUGGAAGGUGGAGAGUCAGGUCUUUCGGAUCUACGAUCUCUUUGGCAACCUUCCCCCCAACGCCCAAUCCGUAAUGAUCGAACUUCAGCGUGAUAAUCACAUAGAGUACUUAACGAGAGGCCUCAGACAACUCCCUCCCUCGUUCUGCACUUUGGAUGCCAGUCGGCCUUGGCUGUGCUAUUGGAUUCUGCAUUCAUUGGCUUUACUAGGGGAGUCUGUUGAUGAUGAACUGGAACAUAACACCAUUGACUUCCUUAGCCGUUGCCAGGACCCAAGUGGUGGAUAUGGCGGCGGACCUGGACAGCUGCCACAUCUGGCAACAACUUAUGCUGCAGUCAAUGCACUCAUAACUGUCGGUGGUGAUCAAGCUCUCUCAUCAAUUAAUAGAUGUGAACUAUACAAGUUUCUGCAGCAAAUGAAACAUCCAAGCGGUGGCUUCAGGAUGCAUGAUGGUGGAGAAAUUGAUGUCCGGGCUUGCUACACUGCGAUUUCUGUAGCAAGUAUUUUGAACAUUUUGGAUGAUGACCUGGUUCAUAAUGUUGGAAGUUUCAUCUUAAGUUGUCAGACUUAUGAAGGUGGCAUUUCUGGGGAACCUGGUUCUGAAGCUCAUGGCGGGUACACCUUUUGUGGGGUGGCUACAAUGAUUCUAAUCAAUCAGAUCAAUCGUUUGGACUUGCCCAGACUAAUUGAUUGGUUGGUAUUUCGACAAGGGAAGGAGUUUGGAUUUCAGGGGAGGACUAAUAAAUUGGUUGAUGGUUGCUACUCCUUUUGGCAGGGAGGUGUUUUUCCAUUAUUACAAAGAGUGCGUUCAAUUAUUGAUGAACAACUCGUGCUCCCAGACGCUGGAGGACACUCUACUACGAAUGGCACACACACUUCUACGACAUCUAGUAUAUCUGAAGUGGGGGAAAGUUUUGAAGGCACUUCAUCUCAUGUUGAUGAUGCUUGCCAUUCUAGGCAGGAAGUGAAUUUCAAUGAUAUCGGUUAUAAUUUUGUCAAGAGGCCUAUAGAAAUGGAGCCACUUUUUCACAGCCUGGCAUUGCAGCAAUACAUACUUUUAUGCUCACAGGAGGAGAAGGGUGGGAUGAAAGACAAACCUGGGCUAUCUAGGGAUUUCUACCACACAUGCUAUUGUCUGAGUGGUCUCUCUGUAUGCCAACAUAUGUGGUCGGAUGAAGAAGACUCUCCAGUGUUGCCUAGAGCAUUAAUGGGUUCCUAUUCCAAUUUGUUGGAACCAAUACAUCCCCUCUUCAAUGUUGUCUUAGAACAGUACCAUGAAGCCCGGGAAUUCUUUACAAGAGACUGAGCAAAACAUUCUCCUCGGUGGUCUUCUGAUAACAUUUAAUAAUUAUGCGCAGUCUUUGAUACAUAAAUAUUACAUUUGAUCAGUCAUUGGUAUUUCAAGACUGCGGAGGCUAGCAGUCAAUAAAGUGACUGAUUUGGCUAUAGGAGAAGUUGAGGACCAGCCAGAGGCAAUAUGUAAUAGUUAGUGCAUGAUGCUGUUGUAAGAUUAUUCAGUGUUGUUUUGUUACUUGUAUGAAUGAUGUAUACUCAUUUAUGUCCAAUAAAAAAGGAAAAGAAAAAUAAAAUAAAUUUACUGCUCAAA